AUUUGAGGAUAGUUUUUCAGCGGAUAUUCAACUACAGAGUUACUCGUUACUCUUCACAUAAAUUACAUCCGCAAGAUUUUGGAAAGGCUGAUGCGCUUAAAUUUGUGUCCAUGUUAUUUUCGUUUGUUUCGCAGUUCAUAUGCACAACCCCAUAGACUACUUAAUACUAAACAAAGUUUACAAUUAAAUACUGAAAAUCCAACCUCUACUUGGGUUUCUAUUGGUGGACAUUCUACCGUCAAAGAUUCUUGGUAUAACUUAACUCCCCAUAUAAUUGAACUUACAAAAAGGUCACUGCAUAACCAACAACAUCAUCCUUUAAAUUUGAUUAAACAACGUAUUGUAGACUUCAUGUUUAAGCGUCAUGUUCGUCAUGUGUGCAAUGAUAAUCAAGGUGGUACACCACUAUUCAGCCUAUAUGAUCAUCUAUCACCAGUGGUAACAGUACGAAAAAACUUCGACAGUUUAUUUAUUCCACCAGAUCAUCCAAGUCGAUUGCGUACAGAUACAUAUUAUUUGAAUGAAACAACUGUAUUACGCAGUCAUACAUCAGCGCAUCAAUUAGAUUUAAUCAAUUCCGGUUUAAAUGCUUUUCUUGUUGUUGGUGACGUUUAUAGACGUGACGAUAUUGAUUCACUGCAUUAUCCUGUCUUUCAUCAGUUAGAAGGUGUUCGACUGUUUACAUCGGAUGAAUUAUUUAGAAAUGCUACUGAUCCUUUUCAAUGUUUUCGGCUGCUUGAAGAUAUCCCAUCGUCUUCACCAUAUAGUGAACCAGAUAUUCAUCCAUUCAAAGUUUUUCCUUCAUAUAUGCUUCCACCUGACAGACAAAUUAGUCACACAACAGAGACUAAAAUGUUACUAGAAUUUGAAUUAAAAACCCUCCUACAGGAAAUGGCUAAAUUUUUGUUUGGUCCAGACAUACAACUACGUUGGGUUAGUGCUUACUUCCCAUUUACUCACCCAUCGUGGGAAUUAGAAAUCAAAACAAAAUCUGGCUACUCUAACUAUGAUGACAAUUCUGAUAGUGAAAAACCUGAAGAAUGGACUGAAAUGUUGGGAUGUGGUAUAAUGCGACAAGAAUUACUAGAACGUUCUGGAAUACCUAAUAAAGUUGGUUAUGCUUUUGGUCUUGGUUUAGAACGUUGGGCUAUGCAAUUAUACGAAAUACCAGAUAUUCGAUUAUUUUGGUCAAAAGAUGAAGGGUUUUUGAAUCAGUUUAUAACUGAUGAUAUUCAUGCACCAAUCAAAUAUAAGCCAGUCAGUAUAUUUCCUCCAUGUGUAUUAGAUCUUUCAUUUUGGAUAAACAACUCUGAAUCAAUAUCAUCUUCAUCGUUGUCUUCCAAUCCUGAUGGAUUAGAUAGAAUUAAGAUAGUUGAACGGGAUAUUUUCGAUAUUGUACGUUCCGAAGCCGGUGAUCUCAUAGAACAGAUUCGUUUGGUCGAUUCAUACAAUGAUCCUAAAACCGGACAACAAAGUCUUUGCUAUCGUUUUAUCUAUCGAGAUCAACAUAAAACUUUGACAAUGGAUGACGUUCGACCAUUACAUGAGAAUAUUGGUCAAGUUUUAGCUGAAAAAUUAAAUCUUUCCAUUCGAUGAUAAUUUUUUGCUAAAUAUCAAAUCGUUAUUAGCAUGAGCAUCAUUUCCUACCUGAUAUUUUUAUGUACAUAUUCUUCAUCUUGUUACAUGCAUAUUUAUAUCGUUUGUUCUACCAUAAAAUUAACUUUUCGAAUGAUAGAUUUUGUUUUUUUUCACUAUUUUUUUCUUUGUCGAAGAAAAAAAUAAUUAAAUUUAUUGAUCACCGAUUGA
Molecule: messenger RNA, 1806 nt
Organism: Schistosoma spindalis
Lineage: Eukaryota; Metazoa; Platyhelminthes; Trematoda; Strigeidida; Schistosomatidae
Source: the annotation of a GenBank genome assembly